This is a messenger RNA of Elgaria multicarinata webbii, 3194 nucleotides long. It is a transcript of the gene SKOR2, whose product is annotated as SKI family transcriptional corepressor 2. Gene Ontology annotation, molecular function: SMAD binding; DNA-binding transcription factor activity, RNA polymerase II-specific; RNA polymerase II cis-regulatory region sequence-specific DNA binding. The transcript is spliced from 8 exons. Gene Ontology annotation, cellular component: nucleus; transcription regulator complex. The record is from RefSeq and is a predicted model, not a curated record. Bases 11 to 2959 code for a protein of 982 amino acids. Lineage: Eukaryota; Metazoa; Chordata; Lepidosauria; Squamata; Anguidae. Gene Ontology annotation, biological process: negative regulation of BMP signaling pathway; negative regulation of transcription by RNA polymerase II.
GCCCAGGACCAUGGCCAGCAGCCCCCUGCCGGGUCCUACCGAGCUCCUGCUGGCGGCGCCGAGCAACGCCUUCGCAGCUGACUCCCUGAGCCAAGCGCAAGCCCCGCCGCCUGCCCCGCCACCGCCGCCGCCGCCGCCGCCCCGCGGCUCCGCGCACGCGGGCGCCAUGAAGCCCAACCAGGUGGGCCAAGUGAUCCUGUACGGCAUCCCCAUCGUGUCGCUGGUGAUCGACGGGCAGGAGCGCCUGUGCCUGGCGCAGAUCUCCAACACGCUGCUGAAGAACUUCAGCUACAACGAGAUCCACAACCGCCGGGUGGCGCUGGGCAUCACGUGCGUGCAGUGCACGCCGGUGCAGCUGGAGAUCCUGCGGCGGGCCGGGGCCAUGCCCAUCUCGUCGCGGCGCUGCGGCAUGAUCACCAAGCGCGAGGCCGAGCGCCUGUGCAAGUCCUUCCUGGGCGAGAACCGGCCGCCCAAGCUGCCGGACAACUUCGCCUUCGACGUGUCGCACGAGUGCGCCUGGGGCUGCCGCGGCAGCUUCAUCCCGGCGCGCUACAACAGCUCGCGGGCCAAGUGCAUCAAGUGCAGCUACUGCAGCAUGUACUUCUCGCCCAACAAGUUCAUCUUCCACUCGCACCGCACGCCCGACGCCAAGUACACGCAGCCCGACGCCGCCAACUUCAACUCGUGGCGGCGCCACCUCAAGCUCACCGACAAGGCCCCGCAGGACGAGCUGGUCUUCGCCUGGGAGGACGUCAAGGCCAUGUUCAACGGCGGCAGCCGCAAGCGGGCCCUGCCCCAGGCCUCGCAGUCGCACCACCACCACCACCACCACCACCACGGCCCGCCCGGAGGGCCUGGGGGCGGCGGCGGCGGGGGGGCGGGCGGCGGAGGGGGCUCCUCGGCGCCCCACUGCCACCCGCUGGGCUCCGUCAAGGCCGCCGUGGUGGGCGUCGGGGGCGGCCUGCUGAGCCCCCACCUGCUGGCCGCGCCGCCCCCGCCGCCGCCCGACCUCCACCAGAAGCGCGCCCGCUUCGACGACGACGACGACCUCCAGGAAGCGGUGGCGGCGGCCGCGGCGGCCGCAGCCGCAGCAGCCCACGGCGGCGGCGCCGGCAAGGCGGCGCGGAACUACCCGGUCAUCCCGGUGCCCAGCAAGGGCUCGUCUUUCGGGGGCGUGCUGCAGAAGUUCCCCGGCUGCGGGGGGCUCUUCCCGCACCCCUACGGCUUCCCCGCGGCCGCCGCGGCUUUCAGCCUCUGCCACAAGAAGGAGGACGCCGAGGCGCUGGCUGUCGGGGGGCAGGCCGGGCCCGCCGGCCACAAAGCGGCCGCAGGGGGCGCCCCGGCGGCCGGAGCCGGACUCUCGGGGCUCUUCUGGCCGGGCAGCCGCAAAGACGCGGCCGCCGCCGCCGCCGCCGCCGCUUUCUACCCGCCCUUCUGCAUGUUCUGGCCGCCGCGUGCCCCGGGAGGGCUGCCGGGGCUGCCCACGUACCUGCAGCCGCCUCCGCAGCCACCCGGCUGCUCGGCUCUGGCCGGGGAGAGCCCCAGCCUGCUGCGCCAAGCCUUCCUGGACCUGGCCGACCCCGGCGGCAGCGAAGGGGGAGCCGUGGCCGGGCUGGGCACUCCGCCCGCGGCCGCGGCCCCUCAGGCCAGCAGCGGGAGCAGCGGCGGCGGCGGCAGGGACGCGCGGGCCUUCGACGGCGGCGGCGAUCCCGCGUGUUCCCCCGCGGCCGAGGGCGGAGGCUCCCGCGGCCCCGCGGCUCCCCAGCCCCACCUGCUGGAAGGCCAGCCCCGGGGCAAGGGGGCGCCCUCCUACCACCAUUCCAGCGCCUUCCGCCCGGUGGGGGGCAAGGAGGACUCGGAGAGCCUGGCCAAGCUCCACCAUCACCACCAGCCGCGCACCUCCUCCUCGCCCCCGCCGCCGCCGCCGCCGCCGCCUCUCUUGCUGCUGGCCCCCGAGCGGGAGCCCGCGGGCUGCGAUCGCCCCGUCCAGCCGCCGGGGCACCGCCUCCUUUCCCCGGGGGGGACCAGCUGCAGCUACCCCAGCGAGGACAGCAGUGAGGAAGAGGAGGAGGAGGAGGAGGAGGAGGAAGAGGAGGAGGAGGAGGAGGAAGAAGAAGAGCCCGAGGUGGACGUGGAAAGCCACAAGCAACCUGAGGAGGAGGAGGAAGAGGAGGAGGAGAUGGAGGCGGCGGCGGCGGCGGACGGGCGGGGAGAGCCGGAGGCCGCCGUGGGGGCCAGCCGCUACCUCCAGAGCCGGGGACUUUCGGAGAAGGCGGCCGUCCGGGACAGGUCGAACGCUACAGCUGCCUCGGCGGGACCUUACCCUGCGGCCUCUUGCAGGCCGGCUCAAGAGGAGGAGAAAUCGGGGGGCCUCAAUGCCGAGCAGCUGCUGCCCCUUCCGCCGCCGCCGCCUCCGCCCACCUGCCCCCCAAAAGCGGGGAGCAGCGGUGGGAGCAGCCCGGCUCACCAUCCAUCAGAAGAGGAGCAGCCGCCGCCCCCGCCGCCGCCGCCGCCCCCGUACAAAGAUGUCCAGAAAAGCAAAGAAGGAAACCAAGUCGUCGUAUCCACCAAGGAAAAUAAUUUCUCAGAAAAGAACAAGGAACACACUUUUUACAUCACAGAUUCCGAACAUCCAGGAGGAAACUUCUGGAGAAAUAUAGCAGGUGAACCCAUACAGGAAACCAAUCCACCCCAUUCUCUGAAAAAGGAUGUAGAAAACAUGGGGAAAGAAGAACUUCAGAAGGUCUUGUUUGAACAGAUAGACCUGCGGAGGAGGCUAGAACAAGAGUUCCAAGUCCUAAAAGGAACCGCUUCGUUCCCAGUAUUCAAUAAUUUUCAAGAUCAGAUGAAGCGGGAAUUGGCCUACAGAGAAGAGAUGGUUCAACAAUUACAAAUUAUCCCCUAUGCAGCAAGCUUGAUCAGGAAAGAAAAACUUGGCACACAUCUCAGCAAAAGCUAAAAGCAGGAGCACAAGAUCCUCUUGUAAGAUAUAACACCCAUCACUCUGAAUUCAGACUUACCUAAAGACUGAAAAUGGAAGGGCUUUGGGUAGUAAAACAAACAAACAAACAGAAACAUAAGGAAGAAAAAAAAAGGAUCAGGUUCCAUUGAACCUAAGGACAAGUGACCUCAAAGCUUCAUGGACAACCAUGUAAAUUAGAAUGUAGCAGCCAUUUGUUAAUUUAAAAACACAC